Messenger RNA from Arvicanthis niloticus (Nile rat), 2836 nucleotides. It is a transcript of the gene Cpox, whose product is annotated as coproporphyrinogen oxidase. Gene Ontology annotation, molecular function: coproporphyrinogen oxidase activity. Lineage: Eukaryota; Metazoa; Chordata; Mammalia; Rodentia; Muridae. Gene Ontology annotation, cellular component: cytoplasm. The record is from RefSeq and is a predicted model, not a curated record.
GAGUGCAGGAGGCGAUAGGACCGGACUACAGUUCCCAGCAUCCUCAGCUCCCGCCGUCAGCUUGCGGCCCACACCCGCAGCGGCUCUUCCAGGUUCCACUACCUGGGAGUCUCGGGCUCUGAACCCGGGGAGCUCCAGUAGCUCUGCGGGACUAGCGCUGCCCAGUCCCGGCGGGAGAUGGCCUUGCGGCUGGGCCGGCUGGGCUCGGGGCCCUGGUGGCGAGCGGUGCGGGGCGACUAUGGACAGAUGCACGCCGCGUCCUCGCGCAGCGCGUCCGCCCGCGUCUGCUGGCUGCCUGGCACGGCUGGUACCCAGCCUCGCCGUGGGCUGGGCUAUGGCCCCUCGGCUGGAGGCGGCUCCCGGCUGGGGACCGGGCUGGCCGCGGCGCUGGCGGGGUUGGCAGGGCUGGCAGCCGCCGCCUUCGGGCACGUGCAGCGGGCGGAGAUGGUGCCCAAGAGCUCGGGGGCGCGGAGCCCCUCACCUGGACGGCGGGAGGAGGACGGGGACGAGCUGACCCGCCGCUGCAGCACCUUCAUGUCUUCGCCGGUGACCGAGCUGCGGGAGCUGCGGAGGAGGCCCGAGGAUAUGAAGACCAAGAUGGAGCUGAUGAUUAUGGAGACCCAGGCCCAGGUGUGUCGGGCGCUAGCGCAGGUAGACGGAGUCGCCGACUUCGCUGUGGACCGGUGGGAGAGGAAGGAAGGAGGAGGUGGCAUCACCUGUGUGCUUCAGGAUGGGCGUGUGUUUGAAAAGGCCGGGGUGAACAUUUCUGUCGUUCAUGGGCAUCUUUCUGAGGAAGCAGCAAACCAAAUGAGAGGCAGAGGAAAAGUUCUGAAGAAGAAAGAUGGUAAAUUGCCAUUUACUGCUAUGGGUGUCAGCUCUGUGAUUCACCCCAAGAAUCCUUAUGUACCCACCAUGCAUUUCAACUACAGAUACUUUGAAGUAGAGGAAGCUGAUGGUACCACGCACUGGUGGUUUGGGGGUGGAUGUGACCUCACACCGACAUACUUGAACCAAGAGGAUGCUGUCCAUUUCCACCGUACUCUAAAGGAAGCUUGUGAUCAGCACGGGCCAGACAUCUACCCCAAAUUUAAAAAAUGGUGCGAUGACUACUUCUUUAUCGUGCAUCGAGGAGAGCGGAGGGGCAUCGGCGGCAUCUUUUUUGAUGAUCUCGACUCUCCAUCCAAGGAGGAGGCUUUCAGCUUCGUGAAGUCCUGUGCUGAGGCUGUGGUUCCUUCCUAUGUUCCCAUUGUAAAAAAGCAUUGUGAUGACUCAUUCACGCCCCAGGAUAAGCUGUGGCAGCAGCUGAGGAGAGGGCGGUAUGUGGAGUUUAAUCUGGUGUAUGAUCGGGGCACCAAGUUUGGCCUCUUUACUCCAGGAUCCAGGAUCGAAAGCAUCUUGAUGUCUUUACCUCUAACAGCAAGAUGGGAGUACAUGCAUUCCCCUCCAGAGAAUUCCAAAGAGGCUGAAAUUCUGGAAGUACUGCGCCAUCCGAAGGACUGGGUGCACUGAUGCAGCUGACAGCCUUGCGCCAGGGCCUGGUGGACGAGGUGGGGUCUUCCUGCACUGUGGCCACUGUGUGGCAGGCAGUAUCUUCUGUGCCUUAGUGUCCCUGCCUUCUCUACUCUGGGCACCUCCUCUGUGGCAGUCAGUUUUGAUCUUUUCCAGUGCUGUGAGAAGGCGUGGCAAUGGUGAGUGGGGAUACAAAAAUUCAUUUGUACUUUUAGAAUCAUUUUCUCUGACCAGUCAAUUUGACAUUGGGUUUCCAGGUCUUGAGAUAAGGGAAUGUAAAUACUAUGAUAAACACCAGGAAACUGUUCAUUUUAUUUGUUGCUUGAAGUUGGUUUUGGCUACAGGAAUUUAUCAGGGGAUACAUUUUAUCUUCAUUAGUUCAUUCAGGCUGCCCUUCUUGGGAAUUUAGAAGGCAAUUUGAAGCCAGGCGGUGGUGGCACAUGCCUUUAAUCCCAGUAUUCAGGAAGCAGAGGCUGGUAGAUCUCUGAAUUUGAGGUCAGCCUGAUCUACAAAGGGGAGUUCUAGUACAGCCAGGGCUACACAGAAAAACCCUGUCUCAAAAAACAACAACAGCAAAAACCCAUUUGAAGAAAUAUGUUUUUCUUUGUUGUUUUUGAAGUUUCUUUGAUGUAAUUUUCAUGUAUCUUUAUAGAUCAGAAUAUUAUUAAAAAAUACUCAUUUUUUUUUUAAGAUAGCUACUUAGGAACUUUGGGAAUUUUCUUUAGUCAGUUCUUGCAUUAUAUAAUGAUAAUCUAGUUUACAACUACAGAUGGCAUUAUUACUAUUUAAAUAAGUGACAUCUGUGACAUCUUUAGUGGUCAAGUUUUAUGGGAUCAUAAUUAGCUAACAUUAGAUUUCUAUGUAUUUUUGAAAGCAAAAGCUUAUCUCCCUAGAUUCUGAUACUUAAAAGCUUUAUAUUGUAGAGAUUUAGAUAUGGGAGAUUAGACUAAGAACACAUGAAAUACAGUUUUCUCUUUAAUUAAAAAGAAUGGAGCUAGUGUAACAUGGGCAUUUUAUAUAUUUUUUUAAAAAUGGGCCAAUAGAAAUUGUCUUACUUUUCAAAUUAGAGACUCUUCAACUUUUAUUUUUUCUUUUAAAAGUCACAGCAUUAAGAAAUGUGUGGUUUACUUGUCUAAAUAAUAGUAUGACUGUGCUGUUAUUUGAUUUAUAAUAUAUUGAGUUUGUGAGGAACAAUAUAUUAUACAUAUUUAAAUAUUUUCCUGGAAUAUGUUGGAUGUAUGUGAUUGUGUUUGAAUCUUUUAGGGUGAGAAAAUCUACAAAUUCUUCAACAUGUCUUAUAUAGAUUCAGCUAAUAAAUUUUAUUAUA